AGCGGACGAGGCUUUAUAAAUCGCGAGGAUGUUCGCCGGUGCCGAACCAGUGACACCUCGACUGCGAUCGAUCGUACUGGUACUGCCGAUUCGACGAAUUCGCACGAUAUCCACGUGUUCGUCGCGAACCGAUUCGCGAGUGUUCAGUUUCAUCAACAUACGGCAGACAAGGUUUUCCAAGAAGCUUAAUACAUGUUAUAGAGUGCUUGAAUAAAAAAGUAUAUAAACCAAGAACGUGCAACAGAGGAAAUCUCGUGGAUACAACUAGUUUCGAUCGGAAGACUAUCAGCGAGGAUCGAUCUGUCUGGAGAAGUUACUUCGUCGUAAACGUAACCGAUGGUAUUUCAAAUGAGGAUGCAGCCAGGAGUGACGGUGGUUCUGGCCACGGUCUGGCUGGCGGUGUACGUGAAUGUGGUGGGGACAGUUAGCCACUAUCCCUCCCGCCUUACCCUCGAUCAAUACACCCCUUUGCCCCCGCAGUAUCAGCAACACGAAGUUUAUCGAAGAGUCGAGGGCCAACCGGACUGGAAGGAUCAGAAUCCUGGCGAGAAUCAGUCGUUCGACCUUUCGAUCGGCCCGCGAAGGUUGAUCUCGGCAAACACCACUAAUGGCUCCCAGAGACAAUCCCACGGGACCGAAUAUCUCAAAAAUGACUUACUGCUCCGCCGACCAAAGAAUAGAGCCGGUGACCAUUUUUCACCUUUAGUCGAAGAUAAGCAGCCGCGUAAUUUUGCCGGUCAAGAGUUCACGGAUGAAAAAGUUGAUAGUAGAGACUCAAAAGAUUUCGAAUCAACGCCGCGUGAGCUGUCUCCUCCGUCCGAAUUGGAGGACCCUUUUGUAGCCGACGACACGUUCCAAGAUCAAGGACCAGGCUCCGUAGAAAUAUACAAAUUGGACGUAUUCCGCGUGAAGCCUCUGUUGAGCCCCACGCCUGUUACGAGAUUCCCAUCGAAAGGGAAAAGCAAAACACCUAAAAAGACUAGCUACGAGAAUUGGAAGUCUAAAACGCCCGAGUACAAAGCUACUAGUUUGAAUAUACUUCACAAACAGUCCAACUCGUUCGAUGACUUUAGUACAGAGAUCCCAGCAAAUACGGACCCAUUUAGCAUAGGAGGAGUGCCAGAGUUACAGGUGGGUUGUGAGGGAUUGGAGGCACCUGAUCACAGCAGAGAGAAAAGAUCGAUAGACUCCCCCGGUAAAGAUAAGAAUCCAAAGGAGGUGGAUCCGUGGGCGGAUGUAACACCGAUAUCCUUGAACCUGGACUAUGAGCUGUCUGGCGAGGAAGACUAUGAAGAGAUGGACGAGCUGCUAAAGCUAAAGAAAUUGGAGACUACCACGAAGAGGAUCAAGCAUAGUAGAGGCGACAUGGACGCGACUAUUCAUUCGGAUUUUCACAAGGACAAAGGACGCACUGAGAAAUUACCUGUUCGCGGAGACUUGGGCAAGUCUAGCGUGAGCAAUGAGUCGACCAUCUUGUCGGAUGACCAAAAAAAUCGAAAGACGGAAGAAAAGAAGGUGACUGCCGAGGUUUCGCAUUUUAAUAAAGGAAAGCGAGACGACUACCGUGUGACGAGGUCCGUCGUUGACGAGACGUUGAGAGAUAAUCAUCGUCGUAAGAUAUUGUGGUUCGAAGAUUCUGACGUUGAACAGUUGGAUAACAAAAACGGGAAACGUACUAAACGUCUUUGGGGUUUCGGAGAGGACGAAGGGGUAGCGACUAGCGAUGAGCUGCAGACAGUGAAUCAGCGACGAAAAUUGAAUUAUGCGGAAAGAAAAAGAGAAGAGGAGAAGAGGAAACAGGAAGAAGAACGAAGAAGAAGAGAAGAGGAGUGGAGAAGACGGCAGGAAGCGCAGAGGCGAAAUUAUAUCAAAAAUCAAACAAAUUCUGACAUAGAAAAUAUCAGGAACGGAUACGAGAAAAUGUUGGAGCAGAGAGAGAGAGAAGAAAAAGAAAGAAGAUGGCGAUUGCAGCAGUCAAACAGGUGGCAUCUGGAGGAAGAACAAAGACGACGUUUACAGGAAGAAGAGUCAAGAAGAAAUCGAUUGGAGGAACAACGUCGAAUGCAAGAACUAGAAACUCGUAGAAGAUACGACGAGUCUCCGACACAGACUCCUACUUACGAUGGGGAAAGAGAAAGAGAACGACAGCAAGCAGAAGAAAUAAGAAGACGAGAAGAAAAUCGUCUAAGAGAAGAAGAACGUCAACGAAGAUUACAGAAAGAAGAAUUACGUAGGAGAGAGCAGAAUAGGUGGGUGGAAGAGAUGAAGCGAAGACAGCAAGAACAGGAUAGAAGAAGCUUAGAAGAAAGGAGAAGAGAGUGGAUGUUGAAACGUAAACAAGAGGAAGAAGAACAGAGAAAAAGACAUCAGCAAGACAGAAACGAACCAUCUAAUUUGUUGUACUCUCCGCGAAAUAGUCCGAACGCAAAUAAACUAUACGAUCCAGAAACAGAAAGACGAAUGAGAGAACAACAGGAAAAAGAACAUCAGCAAAAAUUAGAUGGAUAUAUUCAACGUAAUCGACCAAUCAACUUAAACAAAUCAAUAGAUCGACAAAGAGAAGAAGCGAACAGAUGGAAGCAGGAGGAGGAGCGACGAAGACUCGAAGAAGAACGUAAGUUACAGGAUUACAUUCGAAGAAAUCAACCAGUGCGUGUUCCGGAAGAGAACGAAUCAUCUGAUAAAAUCUGGAUGGAGUAUAGAAGGAAAUUAGAAGAAGCUAGACAAUAUAAUCGGCCGAGAUAUCCAGGUCCAGAGACCGGGAGAAGAAAUCAUGGUCCAUUAGCACCGACAAAUAUCGAUCCACGAGCUUACAAUGAUGCGAGAAGAAAAGCAACUAGAACGAUCGAAGAGGAAGAAGAGGAACGACAGAGACAGCAACAAGAGCAGCUGAGGAAAGAAGCUUUGAGGCGAGAAGCAGAGGUUAGAAGGAUACAAUCGAGAAAAUACGAGGAGGAACGAAGGAGGAAAGAAGCAACAAUGUUAGAAGCGGAGAGAAAUGCGAAAGUGCUGCGGGAAGCGGAGAUCAGAAGAAAUCAAGCUGAAAGGACAAGACUAAGCCAUGAGAAUCGUAGGCGAUUCGACGGGCAUAGAAGUAGACACGACACGAGUCUUAUUCCAGCCAAUUUACUUUUGGAUGACUCCAGGAGAGCUAUGGAGAGACAGAGACAGCAAAAGACAAAGGAGCAAGAGGAAAGGCAACUGGAAGCUGAAAGGCGAAGAGCAAAGGAAGCAAGGGAGAAGGAGGAACGCGACAGGGUCAUGAAAGAGCAUCGGAGACGGCAGGAAGAGGCUAGGCUGAACGCGUUGCCUGUGAGCGCAAGCAUAAUAGUCCAACCCGUGGUACCUAACGUGUUAUCGAGAACGGGUUUCGAUAUCGACAUGCGACUUGAUCCGUAUCACGAAGGGGUGAAAGUGCCAAACUUUCCAGCACCACCAACUCGACAGCCACCUGCACAAAGUCCUUCUCCCUGUGUUUGGGCGGUUGUUCAAUGCUGUCCAUCGAAAACCAAUCGUCUAGUUACCUGUUUCGAAUCCAUGGGUUGUCCGGGUAUUAACUGGGACCCUAACCCAUGCAAAGUUUCCAUUAUACAAGCCGCUAAGCAGCAGGUGGCGAACUUUUACGCUCAGCUCGAGGAAGAGGAUUUUUAUUAAUGGAAACACGUGGAAUAUGGAAUGUACCAAGUUCCAAGGUUUUAUUUUAUCCAAAUAUCUUUUGAGCAUCGAUUACAAGAAAUUGUCUCUAGUUUUUUAAGAAACUGAAGGGAAUUACUGUGAGUGGAUCGAAUAAUUAAUAACAACUUUAUAUGCAGGAUUAAUUAUGUAAAAAAAUCCUAUUGAUGGAAAUCUUAAUAGUUGGUAAAUAAUAGGUAUAUCGAUAAUUAUAGAUAUUUUAUCUUUAAUUGAUAAUAGAUAUAUUUCCUUUCAUUUUAGUUCUUUUGCAAUACCAUUGGCUUAGGAAGUCCAUGAUAAAUUCAAUACGUAGGAUAUUUUGUAUAAAAUAAAGUUUGUUCUUCCUAGUCUAGAUUUACGUUUAUACCUGCAAAUGAAAAUAGUGGAUAAAGAAAUUUUGUGGAAAUAAGUUUGAGUUGAACAUUUAGAUGAUUAUUACUGUUAGAAAAUUUGAGAAUUUUUAAAACUGAAUCUACAGAAUAUUUUAUUAUAAUUAAUUGCAAUUAUAAUUAUAGUAAAACAAAAUAUCGUCGAUUAUACCGAACUGUUUUUCAAAUUUUUAAUGAUAUAAAACUUCCUCCAAAUCUGUUGACAUGACAAUUUAAUUUUACAAAGGUACCUUCAUAAAAAAAAAACAAAUUAUUUUAUUUCAUUUGACCAAAUUGACAAUUUCAUAUUUCUUAAGUUUGUCAAAUAUGUUGACAUGUUCAAUGUGCAUUAACAUAUACACCAAUAUACACUUCUAUCAAAUAUAUGAAUAUAUACAAAAUUUAUGUUUAUAAUUAUAUUAGAAUAUUCAGCUUCUUCGAUCCACUCAAUUAUUCAAUGUGAAAUAACUCGUAGCACAUUGCAAGAAGAGCCUGUUCUUCUUUGUUCUCGUAUUCUUAGAUCGUAAAUCCUAUCUAUAAUAUAGUUAUAUUAUAGAUUCGGUAUUUUUCUACUCGCUUCUUUAGAUCGUCGUUAACGAUGCAUGAUAGCCUUUUUAAAUAUAACAAAGCGAACAAAUGCGCCAAGAGUUUCGAAACCGUGCACUGUGUUCUUGCGAAAUCGAUGGAUCAGAAAUUUUGCGAUGGUUGCAAUCACUUCAAAUAUUUUCUGAGUAUUGCAAUUGUUCCAAGUUAAGUUUAAUAACAAAAAAUAGUAUAAUAUUGUAUUAGGUACAAAUGAUUCUUUGCAAAAGCUCCAAACGCAAAAUGUAAAAGCAAAGAGAGAAAUAAGGAUGCCCCAGGUUUCUAAACGAAACAAAUCUAUAUAAUAUAUUCUAUAAGAAAAACUAAGUAAAAAGUUUUAUAGAAUCUAUAGCUCAUAAAUAUUUAUUAAAAAGUUAUAACUGAAAUACAAAGUAAUAACCAAUUUUCCUUUAAUUGUUUAAAUCUGGUAAUUAAUCGAACAUUACUCUUGCCAUCAACCUAACCCAAAAUCAGUAGAUCAGAUUAUAUAUAUAAUUCUACUUAUAUGGAAUUUAAAAACAUAUUUUCUAUGAUGAGAAUUAGUAAUUAGUAGAAUUAAUUCAAAAAUUAAUGUAUAGAAUUCAUAAUGCAUUGACUGAAAUUUAGAGAAAAUUAGAAAAAAUUGUCAAUGUAAAAAAUUUUGUUUUUGCAUUUUUAUUUAGAAUUAGUGAAAAUAUCAAGUACAUGAAUAUCACUAAUCUGUUUCUCUUUUUUAUCAAACAGGCAGUCAGUCGAUUGUUAUUUUAUAUUUCUUUAAUAAUUUUUUAAUGAAGCUUUCAUGAACAUCUAUGUUUAUAUGACAUUUUUCUCUCCUCAUUACUUCGUUUUGCGGACAAAACUUGAAACAUCUAUAUAGAGUUUCGAACGCCACUUAGAAAUUUUUCUCGCAAUUAAAAAUUAAAAACAAAAUCUUCAGAGAUUUUUAAUUAUAGGACAUAGCGUUGGAGUAUUUGCUGGGGAUACUUAACAGAUCUAACGAAAGCAAUGAAAAGUUUCGUAACCCAUUGAAGAUCAAAAAAUUAAAUAAUAUAUGAAAGUUGAGUAAGCGCAACAUUACUAGUAACCAGAUGUGCAUAUAAAGUAAAUCUUUGUGCUAUCAAGAGAAUUACACAAAGAAUAUAUUAAAGUAAUAGAUACAAUAUAUUACAGAAACCCAUUACUCAAAUCGGAGGUAGAAAAAGGAUUUUUAUAAUUGACAUAAAUAUUUCUUUAUCAUAGUGAUACAAAAUACAUGAAUUUCAUAAAAUGAAAUUAUGAAUUAUGACUUUUCAUAAAAUUGUAGAAUCCAUAUGGAAGGAGAAAUAUUCGGUUCGAAAAAUUUGCAGCGUUUUUAUUAUGAAAUUCUAUCAAAUAAUAAAAUAUUCCCAAAAAUACUGCCCUUAGUUAGAUACUAAAGAGAAUUAGGGAGAAACAUAAAAAAUUCGUUAAUAAAACAGGUUUCCUUUUUCAGUAAGACAAUGUUAAACUUUAUAAAUCCAAGAAAUUUUGAAUCAUAGCUGAAACGAAUUAUAUAAUAUAUUUUACAAUUAUAUAAUCUAUAUCUGUAUGAAUAUAAUAUACUCUCAUUAUUAUUUA
This is a messenger RNA of Bombus pyrosoma, 6197 nucleotides long. Its product is annotated as trichohyalin-like. The coding region runs from base 337 to 3654 and encodes 1105 amino acids. Lineage: Eukaryota; Metazoa; Arthropoda; Insecta; Hymenoptera; Apidae. The transcript is spliced from 6 exons. The record is from RefSeq and is a predicted model, not a curated record.